Papaver somniferum (opium poppy) is the source of this 3403-nucleotide messenger RNA. Its product is annotated as DExH-box ATP-dependent RNA helicase DExH1-like. Gene Ontology annotation, cellular component: intracellular anatomical structure; nucleus. Lineage: Eukaryota; Viridiplantae; Streptophyta; Magnoliopsida; Ranunculales; Papaveraceae. The coding region runs from base 543 to 3146 and encodes 867 amino acids. Gene Ontology annotation, molecular function: RNA binding; ATP binding. The transcript is spliced from 16 exons. The record is from RefSeq and is a predicted model, not a curated record.
UUCAGCAUUGAAGAAUCCUGAAGAGAACAUCAAAAGGGAUUUGAUGUCCCUACGCGUGUUGAGUAUCAACUGUUACCACUUCUCUUUUUAUAAAACCCUUCCGUUUCAUCAAGGAUUACUAGUUCGUUUAAGCUCUAGCUCCACUUCAACCACCACAGUCAUGUCGUAUCGUCCCAAUUCUCAAGGUGGUCGUAGGGGUGGCGGACCUGGUGGCGGACGCGGCGCUGGUGGUCGCAGAGGCGGUGGCGGCGGUGGUCGAGGCCGUGGUGGUGGUGAACAGAGAUGGUGGGAUCCUGUUUGGAGAGCUGAACGUCUUAGACAAAUGCAAGCUGAGAAUCCAGUUGAAGUCCUUGAUAAGAAUGAAAUGUGGGGUAAGAUGGAGGAAUUGAUAAACAGUAGUGAACAGGAGCUAAUUAUUAAGAAGAAUUAUGGGCGCGAUGGACAGCAAACUCUUUCCGAUAUGGCUUACCAGUUAAAUCUUUACUUAAAGUCAUGGUUACAAUAAAGGGAGGAUCUUGGUUGUCAGCAAAGUUCCGUUGCCUAUGUACAGGGCAGAUCUUGAUGAACGUCAUGGGUCAACACAGAAAGAGAUUCAAAUGUCUACGGAGACUGAAGAGAGAGUUCAAAAUCUUUUGAAUGGCUCAAAUGCAGUUCACAUUGAUGAUUCUUCUGCGUCUUCAAGUAGUCAUGGGUUGCAAACUUUGCCUUCUGUUAGUGCGGAUAGUGUACCAGUUGCGGAUAUUGCAAAGGAGAAAUUUAGUGCUGAACUCAAGGAUAAGCAGGAUAUAAUGAAGACAAAUGACAGAUUCAAAGCAAUGAGGUCUUUCAGGGAAAAACUACCCGCAUACAAAUUGAAAUCUGAAUUUUUGAAAGCUGUUGCGAAUAAUCAGGUGUUGGUAGUCUCAGGUGAGACUGGUUGUGGGAAAACCACACAGCUUCCCCAAUUUAUUCUAGAAGAAGAAGUAGCAUGUCUGCGGGGGGGAGAUUGCAACAUAGUAUGCACCCAACCAAGACGUAUAUCAGCUAUAUCUGUCUCAGCUCGAAUUUCUUCUGAAAGGGGUGAACAACUUGGAGAAACAGUUGGUUACCAGAUCCGUUUGGAAGCCAAACGCUCAGCACACACACGGCUUUUGUUUUGCACCACUGGGAUACUGCUGCGACAGUUGGUUCAGGAUCCAUCUUUAACCGGAGUCAGCCACUUACUGGUGGAUGAGAUCCAUGAAAGAGGCAUGAAUGAAGAUUUUCUCAUAAUUAUUUUGCGUGACCUUCUUCCUCGUCGCCCAGAUCUGCGUCUUAUUCUAAUGAGUGCUACCAUCAAUGCGGAUAUGUUCUCCAAGUACUUUGGAAAUGCACCAACCAUGCAUAUACCUGGAUUUACUUUUCCGGUUGAAGAGUUGUUUCUAGAAGAUGUGCUAGAGAAAUCACGCCUAAAUAUCAGUUCAAAGGACAGGUUUCCAGGAAAUGCACGUGGAAGGAGGAAGCAAACAGAUUCAAAGAAAGAUCCUCUGGUUGAGUUGUUUGAGGAAGUGGAAAUUGAUGCUCACUACAAAAAUUACAGCGCAAGUACUAGAUGUUCCCUUGCAGAGUGGUCCACUGAAAAGAUUGACCUGGAUCUUGUAGAAGCAACAAUUGAAUAUGUGUGUCGCCAUGAAGGCGGUGGAGCAAUUCUUGUAUUCUUAACUGGCUGGGACGAGAUAUCUAAAUUGUUGGAUAAAAUUAAAGCAAACACCCUUCUUGGAAAUUCAAGCAAGUUUCUUGUUCUUCCUCUGCAUGGUUCGAUGCCCACCGUCAAUCAGCGUGAGAUAUUUGAUAGACCUCCCAGUGGUGUGAGGAAAAUUGUUUUAGGAACAAAUAUUGCUGAGAGUAGUAUCACCAUAGAUGAUGUAGUUUACGUUGUGGACUGUGGAAAGGCGAAGGAAACCAGUUAUGAUGCUCUCAACAAGCUAGCUUGCCUAUUACCAACUUGGAUUUCAAAAGCCUCAGCGCAUCAGAGACGAGGACGUGCUGGGCGUGUUCAACCUGGAGUUUGUUAUAGGUUGUACCCUAAGAUGAUCUAUGAUGCUAUGCCCCAGUAUCAAUUGCCUGAGAUUUUGCGAACACCUUUGCAAGAAUUAUGCCUCCACAUUAAAAGCUUACAGCUUGGAUCCAUUGCAGCCUUUUUAGGAAAAGCACUUCAACCACCAGAGCCUCUCUCUGUUCAAAAUGCUGUUGAGCUACUCAAAACUAUUGGUGCUUUAGAUGAUGCUGAGGAACUCACGCCACUUGGUCGUCAUCUUUGUACUCUACCUUUGGAACCAAAUAUCGGAAAGAUGCUUCUUAUGGGGUCUAUCUUUCAGUGCCUGGAUCCCGCAUUAACGAUUGCUGCUGCUCUUGCUCAUCGUGAUCCAUUUAUUCUUCCUAUAGAUAGGAAAGAAGAAGCUGAUGCAGCAAAAAGAUCAUUUGCUGGCGACUCUUGCAGUGACCACAUUGCACUUCUGAAAGCAUUUGAUGGUUGGAAGGAUGCCAAACGUUCUGGAAGAGAGAGGGCAUACUGCUGGGAGAAUUUCUUAUCACCUCUAACCUUGCAGAUGAUGGAGGACAUGAGAAAACAGUUUCUGGACCUACUGUGUGACAUUGGUUUUGUGAACAAAUCUAAGGGUGCUAAGGCUUACAACAUCUACAGUGAUGAUUUAGAGAUGGUAUCUGCAAUUUUGUGUGCUGGGCUGUAUCCAAAUGUUGUGCAAUGUAAACGAAGAGGAAAAAGGACAGCAUUUUACACUAAAGAAGUAGGCAAAGUUGAUAUUCAUCCAGCAUCGGUUAAUGCUGGGAUAAACAGUUUCCCUCUGCCGUACAUGGUGUACAGUGAAAAAGUGAAGACAACCAGCAUUUACAUCAGAGAUUCUACUAAUAUAUCAGAUUAUGCCCUACUUCUUUUUGGAGGCAGUUUAAUUCCAACCAAGGCUGGGGAGGGAAUCGAGAUGCUUGAGGGAUACCUCUAUUUCUCAGCUGCAAAAAGGGUAUUAGACCUCAUAAAGAAGUUGAGAAAUGAACUCGAUAAGCUUCUUGUCCGGAAGAUUGAGGAGCCAGGGCUGGAUGUUUAUGCAGAGGGUAAAGGGGUUGUUGCUGCAGCCGUCGAGCUGUUGCGCAGCCGAUGCAUACAACGGUAGCUUUCAAGUCUGACAUCUACUACAAGACUUACAUUUUGGUACUUAACAUUGAACUUUCUGUAGACCGUUCCCAAAAUUUUGUACAGGUUUAGAGAGAGACAGUGAGAGCAAGCUUGUGCUUUUAUAGGCCAGUAGAUCGUAUCCAUGGUCAUUGGAUCAGACAGUUCCUCCUCAGAUUUAGCUGUUCUAUGAUCUGUUUGAUCAUACAAGAAAUAUAACCACUUUAUUUUUAAUCAUAUAUUAUUGAAAUUUGAAAA